Sphaerodactylus townsendi is the source of this 5512-nucleotide messenger RNA. It is a transcript of the gene TLK2, whose product is annotated as tousled like kinase 2. The record is from RefSeq and is a predicted model, not a curated record. Gene Ontology annotation, biological process: chromosome segregation; peptidyl-serine phosphorylation; intracellular signal transduction. Lineage: Eukaryota; Metazoa; Chordata; Lepidosauria; Squamata; Sphaerodactylidae. Gene Ontology annotation, molecular function: ATP binding; protein serine/threonine kinase activity. The coding region runs from base 434 to 2689 and encodes 751 amino acids. Gene Ontology annotation, cellular component: nucleus. The transcript has 22 exons.
UGAAAAAAAAAAAGCCCUGCGAAGAGGGGGGCGGGGGAGAGGGGGUCGCCCGGUCGGGGGAGGGAGAGAGAGAAGAGGGGGCGCGAAAAGUAAAGGGGGUGCCCCGCCCCCAUUGACUGCACCUGGCGACCCCCCGAGUUGCUUUUGGGCACCCCCCCCUUUGAACACCCCCCAUCAGUGUUCCAUCCCUUGGGGGAGCCGCCCGAAGACUAGGCCACCCUCGGCGGGCGCGGCUGCUACGCGAGGCCGGGGAUUUUACGGCCUACACUCCCUGCUCGAGGAGGAGGAGGCGCGUCUCCGACACCAGAGCCGGACGCCGCUUCUGCGGUCUCCCCUCUACCCCCCCCCCCCCCCGUCUUCCCCUCAGCCGCACCCCCCCCCCCGUCUUCCUUCCCCCGCGUCGGAGCGGAGCCCGCCGGCCACGCCAGUAGAUAUGAUGGAAGAAUUGCAUAGCCUGGACCCUCGACGGCAGGAACUGCUUGAGGCCAGGUUCACUGGAGCAGGCGUGGCAAAGGGUCCAUUAAACAGUGAAUCUUCCAAUCAGAGUUUGUGCAGUGUGGGCUCUCUAAGUGAUAAGGAAUUGGAGACUCCUGAAAAAAAGCAGAAUGACCAGCGCAACAGGAAGAGGAAAGGAGAACCAUUUGAGACCAGUCAAGGCAAAGUUGUCACUCCAAGAGGGCAUAAAAUUAGUGAUUAUUUUGAGUUUGCUGGGGGAAGCGGUCCCGGAACAAGCCCUGGGAGAAGCGUGCCACCUGUUGCGCGAUCAUCUCCACAGCAUUCCUUAUCAAAUCCCUUACCUCGGCGAGUGGAGCAGCCGCUUUACGGGGUAGAGAGCAGCGCAGCCAAGGAACUGCAGGAGGAGCAUUCUGCUCUGCCAACGCUGGUGUCGGCGAUGCUGGCGAAACAGCGGCUAGAAGGCGAGCAGCUGGCUCAGAGGGGCGUAAGCCUCUGUUUCCCAUUUACUGCGGCCCAGCAGGGCAGCCCUUCCUCAACAAGUUCAGGGAACACGGAGCAUUCCUGCACUUCCCAAAAGCAGAUUUCCGUCCAGCAUAAACAGACGCAGUCUGAUCUCACAGUGGAGAAAAUAUCUGCGCUAGAAAACAGUAAAAACUCUGAUUUGGAAAAGAAAGAAGGAAGAAUAGAUGACUUAUUAAGAGCAAAUUGUGACUUGAGGCGGCAGAUAGAUGAACAACAGAAAAUGCUUGAGAAGUACAAAGAACGGUUGAAUAGAUGUGUAACAAUGAGCAAGAAGCUCCUUAUAGAAAAGUCAAAGCAAGAAAAGAUGGCGUGCCGAGAUAAGAGCAUGCAGGAUCGGCUGCGGCUGGGUCACUUUGCCACAGUCCGGCAUGGGGCCUCUUACACUGAGCAGUGGACGGACGGUUACGCUUUCCAGAACCUCAUCAAGCAACAGGAGAGGAUAAAUUCCCAAAGGGAAGAGAUAGAAAGGCAACGGAAGAUGUUAGCAAAGCGGAAGCCGCCUGCCAUGGGGCAGGCCCCUCCAACGAGCAACGAGCAGAAGCAGCGCAAGAACAAGACCAACGGAGCAGAAAACGAGGCAUUAACGCUAGCAGAAUAUCACGAACAAGAAGAAAUCUUCAAGCUACGGCUAGGUCAUCUGAAAAAGGAAGAAGCAGAGAUCCAGGCAGAAUUGGAGCGGCUAGAGAGGGUUAGAAAUCUACAUAUCAGGGAAUUAAAAAGGAUACACAAUGAAGAUAACUCGCAAUUUAAAGACCAUCCAACGCUAAACGACAGAUACCUGUUGCUACAUCUUCUGGGUAGAGGGGGUUUUAGUGAAGUUUAUAAAGCAUUCGAUUUAACGGAGCAGAGGUAUGUAGCAGUAAAAAUUCACCAGUUGAACAAGAACUGGCGGGAUGAAAAGAAAGAGAACUACCACAAACAUGCAUGUAGAGAAUACCGAAUCCAUAAAGAGCUGGAUCAUCCACGUAUAGUUAAGCUGUAUGACUACUUUUCUCUGGAUACUGACUCGUUUUGUACGGUGUUAGAAUAUUGUGAAGGGAACGAUCUGGACUUCUACCUGAAACAGCACAAGCUAAUGACUGAGAAGGAAGCCCGCUCUAUAAUCAUGCAGAUUGUGAAUGCUUUAAAAUAUUUAAAUGAAAUCAAGCCACCCAUUAUUCACUAUGAUCUCAAGCCAGGCAACAUCCUGUUGGUGAACGGUACUGCUUGUGGGGAGAUCAAAAUCACUGACUUCGGCCUCUCCAAGAUCAUGGACGAUGAUAGCUACAACUCUGUUGAUGGCAUGGAGUUGACGUCUCAGGGGGCUGGCACUUACUGGUAUCUGCCACCUGAGUGCUUUGUGGUCGGAAAAGAGCCUCCAAAGAUUUCAAAUAAAGUUGACGUCUGGUCAGUGGGAGUAAUCUUCUACCAGUGCCUCUAUGGCAGAAAGCCUUUUGGACACAACCAGUCACAACAAGAUAUUCUGCAGGAGAACACAAUCCUUAAAGCUACAGAAGUGCAGUUUCCUCCAAAGCCUGGAGUCACACCAGAAGCAAAGGCAUUUAUCAGGCGCUGCUUGGCAUACCGAAAAGAGGAUCGGAUAGACGUCCAGCAGUUGGCAUGCGACCCCUACUUGCUUCCUCACAUUCGCAAAUCCGUAUCCACGAGCAGCCCAGCCGGAGCUGCAGUCGCCUCAACCUCUGGAUCCUCUAAUAAUAGUUCUUCAAACUGAGCAGAGACAAUAGGCCUGACCAAAAAAAGAAAAGAAAAAUGAUAUCCGGAACUGCAGAAAGAAAAGCGAGAGAGACACAUUUUGAAAAGCGGCCUUGGGAUUGAUGCGACAAUUCUACCAGAUGCCCUUGAGAAACCGGGGUCAAGUGCUUUGUCCUUCCUCUUGCGUUCUUGUUCCAUCCAUCAAGCAAGACAUCAUCGGUUCUUGGCAAGGAUCUGUGGCGACUUAGCCCACGAGGGUGAGGCAGUUGGUUGACCUUUUGCUGAGCAACUACAGAAGCAUGACCUGCUCGGGGCGGUAGAAGGGAAAGGCGGUUCCACAGACUGUGAACUUCUAAACACUGCGGGCCCAAGUUGUGGAUCCACAAUGCCGAGAGCACACGCUUCGUGUGGCAAGUUGUGGACUUGGGGGCAGGGUGGGGGAAGAGGCUGAACUCAGUCCACUGUCAAUAUUUUAAAAAAACAUGUUCUUUUAAAUAAAAUGUUAGGCUCUGUCCCCUUGAAGGGAAGGGGAAAGAAACCACAGAGGUGAUGCAGUGAGAUUCUACUGGGGUACUGGCAUAGGCCUCUCUGUACCCUUUGCAAGGGAGCUGAAGAUCCAGCCUAUUGGCAGCACUAGUAUUAGUGUGUUACCCAAAUAAUUUUUUUCAAGUAACACUUUUUACUGGUUAUAAGGUGAACUAACUAGUAGGUCAAUGUGGCAGCCCCCCCCCCCCCCCCCGGUCUGGCCUUCAUUCAGGGAAGGAGAGCUGUGACAUAGUGCCAAGGUUGUACUGCAACUGCGAGCAGGUAGAUUUCUCUUCCCUGUACUUGCUUCUUGGCGACUAUUUGACAAUUAUUCCCCAUCUUCAGCAGCGUGAAUCUGUCACUUAAACGGGGGUGGGGGUGGGGGGGUGUCUUAAUUUGAUUUCCCUCAUGUGAAAGGAUGGGCUCUUAAACACUCAUGGAUGCUGGUUCGGAUAAAGCUGUCUAGUUAAAUCUCCUCCCUUCUUUUCCCCCCACCCCCAGUUUUUGGUUUCUCUGUCAUCUCAGAUGCUUCGGCUACAGCUGAUAACCUGAAGGAAUCCCAUCACUUAAGAACAAGCUGGCUUUCUGUUCCUGAAAUGUUGGGUGUGCAUGUUCAUCCCUCAAAUGUGUUUUGUUUUUAAACAUAACAACCUGGUUCCUGGUUCCUUCCCUUCUAGAGAAAACAUUCAAACCAAAGACUAAGCCAGUUUCUUGAAACUUGUGGCAGAAUGCUACAUGGCCACUAUCUUUUUGUCUCCUGAAAAUAUUCAACACUGCUGGAUGUUGUUGCCCUCUGGCCAGGACAUCAGUUCUGUACUCACUCCUGAUCCAGCCUCCAUCUUCCCUCCUCAGUUGUCCAUGGGUAGCAGCGUGCUUAGAAACAGCAGUGGCAGGCCAAGGGGCACUUAAGCCCACACGAACCCUUGAAGGGGAGCUAGGAGCGCAAGAGAACCACGAGGAAGCAACCACAGUGCAUGCAUGUACUCACCUCUGGCAACUUUUGCAAAGCAAGUAGGGAGACCUGGAGACAUAAAUGCCCAGAACCCAUAUAUUGUUUGGCCAGUUGUCGAGGCAGUCCCUUCUUCAGGGGGCAUUGAAUAAGAUCUGCCCAAGGAAGUUUGCCAUCAGUACAACUCCUGGCACUAAGAGCGAGAUCAUGAUUUCUGUAUCUUUGUUGUAAUUGUUUAAAUCCUGCUCUGAAAAGGGGCUGUGAGCACCCUGGAGACAGGAGGUUCUCCUUGUGAGUCCAAGGUAUUUCAUGCCUCGGAACCAGGGGAGGAUUGGGGAUGAAUGUACCAUCUUUUGGCUGUUUGUCAGUUCUUCUCCCAGAGGAAUUUCUGAUGCCCAUACCUUUUCUACUGGUUAGAGAGCCUAAAUUUGACUUUGGGCCAGCGAGGGCCAUAAUUCUGAAUUUUCUAGAUUUGUCUUUCCUUCUGGUACAGCACAUUCACUUUUCUGACAUUUUCUCCCCAGCCCAUCGACACAUGGGUUGAUUUGAACAUGGACGGGGAGAGCAUACCACUAGAUGCUUCCCCUUUUCCCACUCAUCCUCCAAUUCUUAACUUGGAAGAAAACCAUCGCCUGUUCUGGUGGAGGGGGGGAUUUAUUUCACCACAAUUGUUCACCAAAAUGCAGCUUGGAACCACAUGAGAACUGUCAGAAAGCAAAGGCUGGUGUCUGUCCUGUUGUAAAGGGUGAGUCCCCCUUCCCAUACCUUUACCUCAGCCAACUUGAAGCCGGGGUUCAUUUUCUUUUUUUUCCCCACCAUCAAUCUAAAGAUGUGCAACCCCGUCCUUAUUCAAGCAUAAACCUUCGGCUUUCCUGCCUUAGAAACCACUCCACAAGCAAAUCUUUGCUUUGGACAAGUUCAAAUGGGCAUCCAUUAGACUCGAUCAUCUAUUGAGAACCGUGACCCUGGGAGUUCACAUUUUCCAACCAUGCCCCACCUAGCUUUUGACCAUGCCUUUUUCUCCCUCUGGAUCAGGGCUUUAAAGAGUUCCCAAGUUCCCACUGGUGCCUCAGCAGGACACAUUAAGCCAGCCUCGGCCGUGUUCUGUAGCACUGACAAGCAAAACAGGUGUAUGCGUCACUUGGGGCAAAAAAAAACAACAAGAUUGCAACUUCCCUCCCCCUUUAUUUUUAAUAAAGCUGUUGCUCAAAUGGGUUUUUAUUUCAAAUAAUCCUUUUUAUUGCCACACAAUUCAUUUUACUGAAAUAAAAGAAAAGUAUGGGUUUGUAACUUGAAACUAGGCCAGACUGUUUUGGCUUUGCCCAACAGAUGAAAAUAUGGAUAUUAAACAAGUUUUAAGAUACUGAA